Blepharisma stoltei is the source of this 213-nucleotide messenger RNA. Lineage: Eukaryota; Ciliophora; Heterotrichea; Heterotrichida; Blepharismidae. The record is from the annotation of a GenBank genome assembly.
AUGGAAAUGUAUAAGAAUACAAUGAUUUUUAUUAGUCAUUUUGUUGAAUCUAUAAAUAUCUUAAUCAUGGAAUGCUGAAAGCAAGAUGCAAAAAUAAAGUCAAAGUUUUCUGCAGAUGUGUGGAACCUCCCAGCUUCUCUUGCGAAAUCCAUAUCUAUAAGCAUUUUAAAGUUGCUUCUAUUAAAGAACACAAGUUUGAACACUUUAAAUUAA